ACCUGGACCACCUGCCCCCCUCCCCCCCACGACCCACCUGGACCACCGGGACGCCGACCCACCUGGACCACCCGGAUCACCCGACAUGGACGCGCGGAGCCCCAAAGCCCCGGGCGGGGACGCGCUGCGGGACGCGGCAGAAAACCUAUUUCAGGAACUUCAAGAACAUUUUCAAGCUCUAACUGCAACUCUGAACCUCAGAAUGGAAGAAAUGGGAAAUCGCAUCGAAGAUUUACAGAAGAAUGUGAAUGACUUAAUGGUGCAAGCUGGGAUUGAGAAUUCUAUUAAAGAACAAAUGACCUGAAGACUUGAAAAUAUGAUAAAGUCAAAGUUGUACUUUUUGAAUGACAAUUUGCAUAGCAUGUGUUCUGGUUUUUACUAUUUAAUUGAAAAAUUCAUUUUAAUGAAGUGAAAGAUUAAAAGAACAAUGCAAUAAGAACAUAGUUUAGAAGGCGAUUAACCACUUGACCCAGAUGGUUCUAAAAUGGCAGAACAUCUUUCAACGCAUACCUAGUAUUUACAAGUCAUGGGAGGGAAGCAUAAGCUAUAUCAGGUCAGCUCUUUUUCCUGAAUUAAGUUCUAGAUAGAUCUUUUUACAAAAAUCAUAAGCUGUUUUGUGAUUGAGAUUUCUUUUUCAAUACGUGCAUUCCAACUCAGCUUUCCCAGUCCUAUGGUUCUCUGUCUAGUCCAAACACAUUCUGAUAGCAAAGUUCUCCAAACCAAACAAAACCCAGGAAAACAGCCCGCCUCGUCCCAGGUCACCCUUGCCCACUCUGCUCCUAAGGAGGUGUCACCGAGAAGAAGCACAAAGAUCACAGUUCAGCUUAUUUUGUAGGUUAUAUAGAGACGUUUUCAAAUAAUUAUCCAAUUUGCCUCUCUGAGCCAAAGUAAAGCAGAACAGGGUCGGUAAUAGGCUCUCAUUGUAAAAAUACCACGAUUCCUGCAUAUGAGAUAGAUUUUAUUCUUCAUACAAAAGUCAAAAACACCCAUAAUUCUACAGUUUAAAUUGAAUUAGCCACUGUAAACAUUUUUCUGUACGUACAAUUCUAUAUAUGGUUGAUGAUGUUGUUUAUAAUCUCAUAUCCUGUUCUCUUCAUAUCAUAAACAUUUUUCCAUCUGAAAAUUUCACACACUUCUUAUAUUUUUUUUUUUAUGGCUGACUACUAUUCUAUCAUAUGGAUGUAAUAAUUUAACCAUUUCCUUGACUGUUCCUUGGACAUUGACGGUAUUUCCCACCAUCUUGCUACUAUAAAUAAUGCUGUAAGGAACACUGUUACCGUGAAUUCUCUGCAUGUUUCAUUAGGGUCAGAAGUGUGACUGAAGACCGAGUACAUUAGUCAAAUGCAUUUAAGAAAUGAAGCAUCAUUUUAUACUCCCAA
Molecule: messenger RNA, 1379 nt
Organism: Felis catus (domestic cat)
Lineage: Eukaryota; Metazoa; Chordata; Mammalia; Carnivora; Felidae
Gene: HSBP1L1
Product: heat shock factor binding protein 1 like 1
Exons: 4
Coding region: 86-304 (72 amino acids)
Biological process (GO): cellular heat acclimation
Cellular component (GO): cytosol; nucleus
Molecular function (GO): transcription corepressor activity
Source: RefSeq, a predicted model, not a curated record